Molecule: messenger RNA, 2907 nt
Organism: Aedes albopictus (Asian tiger mosquito)
Lineage: Eukaryota; Metazoa; Arthropoda; Insecta; Diptera; Culicidae
Gene: GlyS
Product: glycogen [starch] synthase
Exons: 6
Coding region: 322-2409 (695 amino acids)
Biological process (GO): glycogen biosynthetic process
Cellular component (GO): cytoplasm
Molecular function (GO): alpha-1,4-glucan glucosyltransferase (UDP-glucose donor) activity
Source: RefSeq, a predicted model, not a curated record
CCAUGAAGACCAGUAUUCCUUUAGCUCUCGUCGUGUCGUGGCGUGGCGCUCUCGUGGAGUUCGUCUGGCCGAAAAAAUAAAAAUCUUUCCCUACUGCCAGGCGUGAAAGGUGUGCGGGCGUUCGGAGUGUGUGGUUUUAUUGAGGCAAAUAUUAAUCCACCGCGUUAAAUGGUGGCAUCGCUGGAGUGAUUAAUCAUUGAAACUGAACCCUACGGAGUGAUAUUCGAGUACAGUCGGCUAGCGGAAGACACUGCGGUUGCAAGACAUCCCGGAGCGGUUAAUCUGUGUGGCAGUACCCGAGGACGAUCUUCUUGAGUAAGGAUGAGUCGGCGCUUCUCACGAGCAGAGUCCAGCUCGGACCUGCUAGCAUUCUUGGAUCGUGGCCACUCAGCAAACACGGAGAAUCGAUGGACUUUUGAAAUUGCAUGGGAAGUCGCCAAUAAGGUCGGUGGAAUUUACACCGUUAUUCGUUCGAAGGCAUUUGUGUCGACGGAAGAACUGGGAGAUCAGUACUGCCUCAUAGGACCGUACAAGGAGGCAUCGGCCCGAACGGAAGUGGAAGCCUGUGAGUUUCCCAACAAUGGACCGCUGUACGGGGCAGUGUCGGCUAUGCGAAACCAGGGCUACAAGGUGCACUGUGGCCGGUGGCUAGUCGAUGGUAACCCCCAGAUCAUUCUGUUCGACAUUGGAUCGGCUGCGUGGAAAAUGGACGGCUACAAGCAGGAACUGUGGGAAUCGUCCAACGUUGGAAUACCGCAUUUAGACGUCGAGAGCAAUGACGCAGUCAUUCUCGGGUACACCAUUGCCACCUUUAUCGCAGAGUUCAAACGCUGUGCUGAACAAUACUCGCACGACAAUGAAUAUGGACCGCCGCGUAUCGUGGCCCACUUCCACGAGUGGCAGGCCGGCGUCGGUCUAAUCGCUCUACGAACGCGCCACGUAGAUGUCGCCACUGUGUUCACAACCCACGCUACCUUGUUGGGUCGAUAUCUGUGUGCUGGUAAUACGGACUUUUAUAACAACUUAGACAAAUUCCCUGUCGACGAGGAAGCCGGCAAACGACAGAUUUACCACCGCUAUUGUCUCGAACGUGCCGCAACUCAUCUGUGUCAUGUGUUCACCACCGUUUCGGAGAUUACCGGCUACGAGUCGGAACAUUUACUUAAGCGCAAACCCGAUAUCAUUACACCUAACGGUUUGAACGUGAAAAAGUUCUCCGCUAUUCACGAGUUCCAGAAUUUGCAUGCCAUGGCCAAGGAGAAAAUUCAUGAGUUCACCAGAGGACAUUUCUACGGUCACUUUAACUUUGAUUUGGAGAAGACUUUGUACAUGUUCAUUGCCGGUCGAUAUGAGUUCUCGAACAAGGGCGCUGACAUCUUCAUAGAAUCCCUGGCUCGAUUGAAUCAUUUGCUUAAGUCGAACAAUCCGGAUGUAACCGUGGUGGCUUUCUUGAUUUUCCCUGCCAAGACCAACAACUUCAACGUAGAAUCACUGCGUGGCCAUGCCGUUACCAAACAGCUACGCGAAACUCUCAACAACAUUCAGCAGCAGGUCGGAAAGCGGAUGUACGACACUUGCCUGAAAGGACAUCUGCCGGACGGAAACGAAAUUUUAACUAAGGAAGACAUGGUCAAAAUCAAGCGAUGCUUGUACGCUCUGCAACGCGAUGGAAAUCCUCCGGUCACCACCCACAAUGUCGUAGAUGAUUGGAACGACCCCGUUCUGGAGUCAGUUCGACGAUGCCAUCUGUUCAACACAAAAUACGAUCGUGUUAAGAUUGUUUUCCACCCAGAGUUUUUGAACUCUACCAAUCCGUUGUUUGGCCUGGAUUACGAAGAGUUUGUUCGUGGCUGUCACUUGGGCGUGUUCCCGUCAUACUACGAACCGUGGGGUUAUACACCAGCCGAGUGUACCGUAAUGGGUAUCCCUAGCGUCACAACCAACUUAUCUGGGUUCGGUUGUUUCAUGCAGGAGCACAUUGCUGACCCCAAGUCCUACGGUAUCUACAUUGUGGAUCGACGCCACGUGGGACUGGAGGAAAGCGUGCAGCAGCUGUCGAAGUUCAUGUUCGAAUUCUGCAAGCUGAACCGGCGCCAGCGAAUCAUCCAACGAAACCGAACUGAACGGCUUAGCGAUCUGCUCGAUUGGAGAAAUCUUGGAAUUUAUUACCGCCAAGCUAGAAUAAAGGCACUGCAAACCGUGUAUCCGGACUACGUCGAUGAAUCGGAGAGCUACCUGAAGCGAGCUGCUGACUUCAAUUACCCUCGUCCAGUCAGUGCCCCACCAAGUCCAAGUUCUUCCAGACACACCACGCCAGCCCCGUCGUUGCACGGAUCCGACGACGAGCAGGAUUCCGUUGAUUCCGAAGAAGAGCUGGAGGAGCUGAAGAAAGCCAACUCGCAUGACUAAAGGAGCACAGCUAUCUUUAUAGGAAACGUAGUACACUUAUUGACACACACUCACUAUUACACGCAAAAAAAAGAGUCAUAUUAGGUAACAAUGAAUGCCAUCCUAGGUUGACACUAUUACAGAAAAAUGCACACGAUAUUUAACGCGAAACGGUAGGCAUCCCAUCGCACAGUUGCCCUUCCGUCAUACGUAUGCUGGUACUAUUUUACUUCUUGUUGUGUCUUUUAAUUAAGUUAGGAAAAUCCAUCCUUUCAAAUUCUAUUUUCUGUACAUCCUGAUCGUUUUGUCCAGUUUUGCCUUCCCUGUAGCUACCAAUGUGCGUGUUCAGCCAUGAUAUUGAACAAUGAUGUUAUUUGCCGAUAUUUUAAUAGUUUAUCUAGACUGUAAGCAAUGAUGGCGAAGUGUUCCGAUUGAAGAGUCCUGUUUAUUUUAACAACACUAUCACGUAGAGCUAAAAGAACAGUGAAUCAAUAGAUAAAAGCCUGUUACAAAUUAGAA